Messenger RNA from Rhagoletis pomonella (apple maggot), 1181 nucleotides. Its product is annotated as amidophosphoribosyltransferase-like. Bases 1 to 963 code for a protein of 320 amino acids. Gene Ontology annotation, biological process: purine nucleotide biosynthetic process. NCBI's taxonomy places the organism in Eukaryota, Metazoa, Arthropoda, Insecta, Diptera, Tephritidae. The transcript has 4 exons. Gene Ontology annotation, molecular function: amidophosphoribosyltransferase activity. The record is from RefSeq and is a predicted model, not a curated record.
AUGAAUCCUUCGAGACAUUCGGGGCAUGACGACAAAAUUUACGCGGUACGCGAUUCCUACGGAAAUCGGCCGCUUUGUAUUGGCAAGAUCGUUCCAAUCACACUCGGCCAUGGAAGGCCAGAGGAUGCACCUGCCGAGGGUUGGGUUGUGUCGAGUGAAAGCUGCGGCUUCCUCUCGAUAGGUGCUCGCUAUGUACGAGAAGUGGAGCCAGGUGAAAUUGUGGAGCUGACACGUAAUGGUUUCCGUACCGUGGAUAUUGUCGAGCGUCCCGACUACAAGAAGGUGGCAUUCUGUAUCUUCGAAUAUGUUUAUUUUGCGCGUAGCGAUUCCACUUUUGAAGGACAGAUGGUGUACUCGGCACGCCUGCAAUGUGGUAGACAAUUAGCUCUAGAAGCACCAAUUGAAGCAGAUAUUGUUAGCUCUGUACCUGAGUCGGGUACGGCGGCAGCGCAUGGCUAUGCCAGAGAGUCUGGUAUACCGUUUUCCGAGGUGCUUUGUAAAAAUCGCUAUGUCGGUCGAACGUUUAUCCAGCCUUCCACGCGGCUUCGUCAAUUAGGCGUGGCCAAGAAAUUUGGUGCACUCUCCGUUAACUGCGAAGGCAAACGAGUGGUUCUGAUUGAUGACUCAAUAGUGCGUGGCAACACCAUUGGCCCCAUCAUUAAGCUAUUGCGGGAUGCUGGUGCCAAGGAGGUCCAUGUUCGUAUCGCUAGCCCUCCGCUCAUGUACCCCUGCUAUAUGGGGAUCAAUAUACCAACAAGGGAAGAACUGAUUGCAAACAAACUGGAGCCAGACGAGUUAGCUGAGCAUGUCGCCGCUGACAGUUUGAAAUAUCUCAGCGUGGCCGGACUUAUUAAAGCUGUCGAAAGAAACAAGGCAAACACAAACCCUAUUAAAUCCGGAUAUUGCACAGCAUGCCUUACUGGAGAGUAUCCAGGUGGUCUGCCUGAGGAACUUAGCUGGUAAUUUAUAAACACGCAGGAGCAAAUAUUUUUACGUAUUUAAGUAUUUGUAGCUUAAUUAGGGUUAAAAAACAUAGAUUUAAUUUAUUUAUACCUCAGUUAAAUAAUGAAGAAGAAUACAUUAAAAAAAUUUAACACUUUUAAGAAAGCAUUAAUUGUUAUAAAUUACAUAUAAUAUAAAUUCUUAUAAACAUUUGGAGAAACUAAACUCUAAAAAAAGGA